Messenger RNA from Spodoptera exigua (beet armyworm), 1412 nucleotides. NCBI's taxonomy places the organism in Eukaryota, Metazoa, Arthropoda, Insecta, Lepidoptera, Noctuidae. The record is from the annotation of a GenBank genome assembly.
ACAUUCGUUGCUCGACGGAAGAACCGAACAGUCAUCCAAAAUAAUUGUUUAAUUUGAAAGAACAAAUAAUGCCAGAAGCUAUUAACAACCCGGCAGUGCCAUGCUCAAAAAUGAUUCCUGGGGGUAUGUUUCCUGGGCGCAUAAUAACAGUGAAGGGAAGUAUUCCUUCAGAUGCAAAAAAGUUUGGGAUCGACUUGCAGUAUAACAAUGAUAUUGCCUUCCAUUUCAAGCUUCGCUUCCAGGAAGGUUAUAUUGUGCGCAAUCAUUACAUUUCUGGGAGAUGGGGUCAAGAAGAGACCCAUGGAGGCUUACCGCUGCAACGUGGAGAGACAUUCGAAGCCCACUUUAUUUGUCACUAUGAUCGGUUUACAGUGUUACUGAAUGGGCAACACUUCUGCGACUUCAAGCACCGCGUGCCCUUCCAUAGGAUCUCCCACAUCACAAUUAGCUAUGACGUCACGAUACAGUUGAUCGACUUCGAAGGGAUUCCACCACCGCUGGAGUACAUUCCUGGCAAACCUCACAGUUCUGAAGAAGUUUGCGGUCCUUACUAAAUAAAGAAGACGAUGCUGGAAAUCUUAUUUACUCUUCUAUAUAUUGCAUUGCAACUGUCAACCAUCCUGCAAAUACUGUCGACAAAAUAGGCUCUUUAGUAUUCAAGAAAGGUUUUUUGCAAAGUACCUAAUUACUAAAUUGAACAAUAACGAAUUACUCACAUGAAUGGACUGAGAAAUGCUCGACAGAAUCAGUCGGUUGCGCGACUUCGCCGCGACGCGCACGCUGCUCAUGAAUAAGAGUCCCGCUGUAGCUUGAAACUAGUCGAGCUUUUCUCUAUGACUUCAUACGUCGUUAUGAAUGAUUUAAUAGUCUUUGUAUUUGUUUUGAAAUAUUUAAAAGUAAAUAAAGACAAAUGUUAAAAAUAAGUUUAUUUAGCGUUUAAUUUUUGUGUCCUUCUAGACCUGUGGAAACAUGGCUCAUGUUUUUUAUUAUGCAUCAAAAAAGAUUCCACAUUUCAAAUUUAUCGGAUAUGUGACAAUUUCUUGUAAUUCAUUUAUAAAUGUUUUUAUUACUUUUGUAUUAAUUUCAUCAUAGCCCUCUGUAUUAGUGUUGUUAAGUGUCAUUAUUUCCUGUUUAACUUCACUUAGUGUGUUGGGUUUAAGAAAGAUUGUGUUACUUAUACCCCGACUACUUUUAUAAUUAUUUUGUGAUUUAAUGUGAUGAGUGCUAUGUGUUGGGUGUGCUGUAAGUUCUAUGUGUGUGUAGUGAUUGUUAAAAGCAGUAGCGAUUUCCUGAGGGCCCAUGAGAACCACGUUUACUUGCUUAAUAUUAUCCACAUGAACGGCAGUUUUAGAGGAAUUUAUUUAAUCUUUUAUUAUCGCCCAUGUGGCCUGUUGUAUGUUUGUAAGCCAACA